AUGCCUCAAAGAAUAAGCCCUACCAAACAGGCCCAAUGGCCCCCGCGAUCACCCCACGAUGUUCUGAUCGGCACUCCAGGCGGUCGCGAGCGCUUACGUCGCAUGGCCGAACGGACUUCUCCAUCCCCUUCGCCUCUGAAGAAGUCAAGAUCCAUAUCAGUCCUCAACGUCCGCCAUCGGGAUGGAGACCAUGAUGCCGAAGACGGGGAAGAUGAGGAAGAAGACGAGGAGACAUUACAGCUGAAGCUGCAGGCCAUCGAGGCGAAACUCAAGUUGAAGGCUCUCCAGAAGAAACAGAAGAAAGCCGUAGGGGGUUCAUCAGACGCCGAGAACGGCUCGACACACAACAACAGACCGGGCUCGACCGUGCCCGACGUCCUGGCUGCCAGCCGAGCCCAAUCUCGCGCAGCAAUGCUUGCGGAGGGCCCGAGGAUACGACCACAAUCUCAGACGGAAGUACAAGUCCCCGCGUCACCAGUGCGAAGGGCACAGACAGUAUCCGAGCAAAAAUCGCCUAGCCGAGUCUUGUUGGGCAUCGACAAGGGCCUCAAAGCCAGUGACGUCUCCUUGAAGCGAGCACCAAGUUUGCGCAGACCUACCGAGACUCGCAACGGGCAAACCGGGGGCUAUCUACGACGUGCCCGCACACCAGCCCCCGGUAGCCAGGAUGCCUCGUCUUCCUUCGAGCAGGACCGACCCAUGACCUUCAGCGAGCGACUGGCUGCCGCUAGAACAGAGGAGACAAGUCGAAAGGAUAAACAGCAGAGGAUACAAAAGGUCAGGAGUAAGACCUUUGAGGUCGGUCAGGACGAAGUGGAAAGAUACAAAGAAAGAGCAACCGAGAUACCCAAUGUGCUCCAAGAACCAGAGACAUUUAGCCGUGAGGAUGUUGUGGCGGGUAAUGGCAUACGAAAGCGCAGAGAUGGCGGAACACAGGACCCGGAGGCAAACUCGUCAGCAGACUUCGAGUCAGCCUUGCGCAAGAAGAGAGUUGCACCGUCAGAAGUCCCUGAAGAUGAAGCAACAUCCUUCGAGCCCUACUCCAGCACCCAUCUUUCCAAGAGAAUACUACCGCAUAACCUCCUCACGCGAACAUUUAGUACUCGAAAGACUCUGCUCAUCAAAGACUUGCUGAGAGAUGUCAUAGCGCCCGAUUUCCAGCUUCCCGAAGUGGAGCAAGACAUCGUGGUUUUAGGGAUCGUGGCAUCCAAGUCCGAACCCAAAACUCACAAGCCUAUGCCGGGUACCGAACUACGAGAGAAGAAAUCCAAAUUCGCCGAAGAGGAGGACCGUGGCAAGUAUAUGGUUAUCACUCUGGUUGAUCUCACAUGGCAAAUCGAAUUGUUUCUCUUCAACACUGCCUUCUCUCGAUAUUGGAAGCUACAACCCGGCACGCUGAUCGCGAUACUCAACCCCACCGUCAUGCCACCCCCUAAGGGCCGCGAAGCAACAAACAAGUUCAGUCUGGUCAUCAACAGCGACGGUGACGCCAUACUCGAGAUAGGCACAGCCAGAGAUCUGGGCUACUGCAAAUCGGUCAAGAAAGACGGCAACCUCUGUAACUCUUGGGUCAACAAGAAGCGCACCGAAUUCUGCGAGUUCCAUAUGAACCUUGCACUAGAGAAACAUCGACUCCUUCGACAAGACGUGAAUGCCUUUGGAGGCGGCUUCGGUGCUAACAACAAGAAGCAUCUGAGGGAGAAAUACAAUCGCGGCAAGAAGGAUGAAGUGGAUCGUAAACAUGGUCGGUAUGACCGCGAUACCCAUAGUCACUUCUUUGUGAGCAAGGCCAGUGCGGCGACACUGCUCGAUGGCGAUCACAUGCUACCUGGCCAGGUCGCUGACAGGGUCGAAAGAGGUGAAGCAAUACGGAGGCGGCUGGCGAGCCAGGAGAAGGAAAGAGAGAUCAUGAAGCAGCUCGGCAGUGCGGGCCGAGGUGCGGGCAGAGAUUACAUGAAUCUAUCCCGGGCAAAGCUAGGAGCCGAUGCGUUAGGUACCAUGCCGGGUACUCCGAACGAUCUUCCCGGCGACGAACGCGCCAAACCCAUGGAUGCGAAAAGUCUUGGGAUAGGGCAGGGUACAAGCACCAAAAUCUCACUCAGUCCCAUCAAACGGAAGAGAGAGAAUUCAACUGUCAACCACCCCGCAUCGUCCAUGUUGAGUUCGAACUCGAGAUCUUUUGGCUGGGGUGGUGGUUUGCGGGACAAGUUGUCGAAAAUGAAAGAUGGCGAAAGCCUGAACGACAAGAAAACUGUCGAUGCGACACGGAGUAUUAUAGCAACCAAGAAACUGGACAGCGCAACAGCAGCAGACCAACCGGCCCGUAAGAAGACACGUUUCGUCACCGAAAAGGGCAUUCGAGAAGCUGGCAGGGAGAGUCUAGGUACAGAGCUUGGGAAGAGAUUUCCCAUGAUAGGGUUGGAUAGUGACGAUGAACUGGAGAUCCUCAUGUGA
Messenger RNA from Truncatella angustata, 2454 nucleotides. RefSeq lists its product as uncharacterized. The record is from RefSeq and is a predicted model, not a curated record. NCBI's taxonomy places the organism in Eukaryota, Fungi, Ascomycota, Sordariomycetes, Amphisphaeriales, Sporocadaceae. The coding region runs from base 1 to 2454 and encodes 817 amino acids. Gene Ontology annotation, cellular component: nucleus; replication fork protection complex. Gene Ontology annotation, biological process: DNA replication initiation; DNA replication. The transcript has 2 exons. Gene Ontology annotation, molecular function: single-stranded DNA binding; DNA replication origin binding.